This is a messenger RNA of Glycine soja, 681 nucleotides long. RefSeq names its product histone H4. Gene Ontology annotation, molecular function: protein heterodimerization activity; DNA binding; structural constituent of chromatin. Lineage: Eukaryota; Viridiplantae; Streptophyta; Magnoliopsida; Fabales; Fabaceae. The coding region runs from base 83 to 394 and encodes 103 amino acids. Gene Ontology annotation, biological process: nucleosome assembly. The record is from RefSeq and is a predicted model, not a curated record. The transcript has a single exon. Gene Ontology annotation, cellular component: nucleosome.
UCCCCGCUCCACUCUUCAUUCCAAUUCAAACAGAAAACCUAAUUUCUCAAAUUUGAUUUCGCACCAAAUUUUCCUCACUAAAAUGUCUGGUCGUGGAAAGGGUGGCAAGGGUUUGGGAAAGGGAGGUGCCAAGAGGCACAGGAAGGUUCUGCGCGAUAACAUUCAAGGAAUCACGAAACCUGCGAUUCGUAGGUUAGCGAGAAGAGGUGGCGUGAAAAGGAUCAGUGGUUUGAUCUACGAGGAAACCAGAGGAGUUCUGAAGAUAUUCUUGGAGAACGUGAUUCGUGAUGCUGUGACCUACACUGAGCACGCUAGGAGGAAGACAGUGACUGCUAUGGACGUGGUUUAUGCUCUUAAGAGGCAGGGAAGGACCCUCUACGGUUUUGGAGGCUGAACAAUUCUUUUUUUGGCUGUGCUCCUAUGUGCUUGUUCUCUUGGAUGCUGGUGAUGUUUAGGUUCAUCCUGUAACAUAGGCUUAUUCAGCUCUAGAUGUAAAACGUUGAACCGUAAUUGGAAUUAUAUGAAUUAGUACUUUUUUGUUGGUGGAAAUUAUAGCUCGAAACUUUGGCCUCACGUUUUUUAUUUGGUAUUAUCAUGCUCUGCACUGGAAUGUUUUGACAUGGAAACUGGUCUUGUAAUUUAGAUUUGAUAAAAGGAAAGGAAAAGUACACUAUUCAAUGA